AUGACCUCGCUCCGACCCGGCCACUCCGUCCGGGUGCUGGCGGUGGUUGCUGUGCUGGUGCUGCUCCCAGCGCCCAGCGCCGGCGCUGGUCGCUGGUUCAGCUCCGACCCACCCAUCAACCACACAGCUCUGACCACGCUGCAGAGCGGCUCUGUAAUCCAGUGUGGACUCCGCUGUCUCGUCGAGCCGCUCUGUGUGGGCCUGCGAGUGAGUGACCCUGACCCGGGUCUCGACCCUAGCCUCGACCCGGGCUUCACCUGCACCCCAGUGACCUGUCCCCCCGACUGGAGUGUCUUCUCCGGUGGCUGCUACCGCGUGUUCCCCGCCGUUCUCUCGUGGCCGGACGCCGAGCUCGCCUGCAACUCUGCCGGCACCGGCUCCCACUUGGUCUCCAUCAGUUCCGCAGCCGAGAACGACUUCAUCUCCACCCUGGCCCGGCAGGCGGGCGGCGUCUACUUCCACAUCGGCAUGUUCUGGCCGCUGGGCGCUCCUGCUGACGGCGCGCGCUGGACGGACGGUUCACCGGUAACCUACACCGCCUGGUACAGCGGGCAGCCCAACGAAAACCACAACGGCCUCUUCAUAGCCACUAACCUGGCGGCGGAGCUGCGAGAGUGGAAUGACAUGAGUCCGACUACAUUGCACGGAUACAUCUGCGAGCACCGGCUGCAGGGGACGGGGUAG
This is a messenger RNA of Amphibalanus amphitrite, 684 nucleotides long. Its product is annotated as snaclec alboaggregin-A subunit beta'-like. Gene Ontology annotation, molecular function: signaling receptor activity. Bases 1 to 684 code for a protein of 227 amino acids. Lineage: Eukaryota; Metazoa; Arthropoda; Thecostraca; Balanomorpha; Balanidae. The record is from RefSeq and is a predicted model, not a curated record. The transcript has a single exon.